AUGAGCGCCGACGAUGUGGCGCGCUGGUCGUCGAAGGAUGCGCAGCUUGCUGAUCUGUUCCUGGAUCAGCUCCUCAACGCCGCCGCCGACCAUCAAAGCCCAUCGGCUGGGUGGCGCGGCUUCGAAUCGCGGCCGCAAGCGCCGAAACGCCUGUUCUUCGGCGGUGCGGAGAGUUUGGCGGACGCGCCGCUGCGCUCCGAACAACAACGCAAGUCCAAGGUGCUGAAUUUGGUUAUGCAGGUGAGGAUUUGAUUUUAAAAGUGCAUAAUGUACAGUACGUUACAGUGUUGCGAAUUAUGAGAGUAGGGCAGAUAAUUCUACUAUACCCUGCCCUAAGUUACUCUUCCCGACCCUACCUUACUUUACCUUACCUUCCCUACCCUACCCAACCCAACCCUACCUUACCAUACUCUACCUCUACCACUAUCCCUAUCCCAAUUUGCAUGAUGUGGGUAGGCAUAAGGAACAAGACGAAAUGUCAUUUUUAGCCGUUCGGAUAAUUAAAAAUUCAAAAAUUUUCUGCAAAUUAUGCAUAAACCUUAAAUUUAUUUUUUUCAAACAUCUUUGACCUCUGGAUAUUAGAGUACAUUCGUAAGACAUUAGAUGUUAAUUUACCCUACCCUAGCUUAUCCAUCCGUGCCCUACCCAAGUUCACCAUACUUUGCCCUACCCUACCUUACCCCCACCUUUCUCUACCCAACUUGAUCCUCCCAAUUAGUUUCACCCUAAACCGCCCUACCUUUUUUACUCUGCCUUUCAUUAUUUUAUCAAAACGAAAUUUUUUUUACCAUAUCUUACCUCACCUUACCCUACCCUACUUACUUUAUUUAAAAACCUACCCUACUUAGUUUAUUUAAAUUUUUAUGGAAGAAUGCCAUUUUGCGAUUCAACCUUGACUAUUUCAGGUACUGUCUUCUAUGCUAACAACCACAACUACAUCACCAAUUCAACCAAUCACACUACCUACAAUGACGCCUACUGUAAAUUAUACCUGUAAGUUUGGUUUUUUUGAAAAAAUUAUAAUUUUUUUCAAAAAAACGAAGGCCUUUACUCUAAAAUACGAGACAAACAUCCAUAUUCAAAAAUUAAAAAGUUGGUAAAAUACGUGAAAUGUUACUUGGUUGUAAAUUUAAGUUUAAAUUAUGGCUUUAGCACCCUCACCGCCCAUAGCACCAGGCUCCGAAUACGGAAUGGUACCAGUCAUAAUAAUCGGCACCAUUUUUGCCAUCGCCACAACUUUAGGUAAUCUCAUGGUUAUGGUAAGUCAUCUUUUCUUUAUUGUUUAUUAGGUGCGGACAUAAAAACCCCUUGUUUUUUACAGGAGAAAAGAAAGGAAUUGGCGGGUUCUUUAUGUCGGCACCUAAUAUAAAACUCAUUUUUCGCCGUUUAGGCAGAAUUUUGGUUAAAAAGCGUGAUUUUUAGCUUACUGUGAGUCUUAAUGGCUAUAAAAUGCCAUUUUUAAUGCAUAUUUUAAAAACUUUUUCAAAAAUGUUACUUUGAGUUGAACGUAAAAUGGUAAUUAUGAUAUAUGACUGCUCUUUACAGAUCUCAAUCAGAGUUGACAAACAGCUCCAAACAAUCAGCAAUUACUUUCUUUUUUCGUUAGCUAUAGCCGAUAUUACUAUUGGUAAGUAUCAUAUCUUACCCUAAUCUGCCGUAGUCGACCCUACCAUACACUAUCCUAUCUUACUCUACCAUACUCUACCUUACUUUACUCUAUUAUACCUUACCGUACCCUAUCCUCCCUACUUUACCUUACUCUGCCCUAACCUUCUCUAACCUACUUUACGUGACCUGCCUUUUUUAAUUUUUCAAUUUUAAACACUACCCCUUCAGGCAUAAUAUCGAUUCCCCUGAUGACAUACUACACGUCGACGGGUACAUGGGGUAUCGGUUGGAAUAUGUGCCAGUUUUGGCUAUGCCUCGACUAUUUAAUGAGCAAUGCCUCCGUGUUGAACUUGUUAUUGAUCAGUUUCGAUAGAUACUUUUCAAUCACUCGACCGUUAACUUAUCGACCGCGCAGAACGACUCGAAAAGCGCUAUUUGCCAUUUUCUUGGCCUACGCCAUAUCUAUGGCCCUAUGGCCGCCUUGGAUUUUGACGUGGCCGCUCAUUGAAAAUGCUAUCGAAGGUAGGGUGUUUGGUGAAAAUUUUUAUUUUUUGGAGAUAGGUGGCCAAAAUAUGCCAGCUUGUAUAUACUACAUACAAAUUAUGACAUUUUUCUAUCAUACGCCAAAAGAUAAGCUUAAUUUUCAAAAACGGCCCAAAAGAUAUGACCAUUUUAAUCCACAACCCCUUCAAAUUUCAGGUCAAACCUACGUAGAGCCAGGCUCAUGCGUAGUCCAAUUCCUAUCCCAAGGAGCCAAAGGCCGCUGGGCUUCUCAAAUGGCCACUGUGGCCACUUGUUUCUUUGCUUUUUAUUUACCGGUAACAAUCAUGAUAUACCUGUAUUAUCGCGUCUACUGCGAGACACGGCGCCGAACUGCCGAAUUUCGAAAACUUCAAGCUGGACAGGUAGGCUUAACAGGUUUUUAGUAUUAUUUUUUUUUAAAUUUAGGUCGAGAAAAGAAAAUCUAAAAUAACAAAACGUAUUUUACAAAAAAAAAUUUAGCAUGGUGCUAUAUAGUACGAGAGAAAACCUAUUUUUAGUAGCAAAGCUAUACAUAAAACAAUUUCCUAUUUAAAAAAUUAAAUUUUUUUAAAUUCCAGUAUAGUACUAUAUAGUACGAAUGAAUAAAAAGCAAAUUUCACUAUGUUUCACAGUGUGUAACACGUUUUUACUCCAACAUACAAACCACAAAGAAAAUUUUCAGUUGCCCAAAGUGUUUUUUCACGCUCGUGCUAUAUAGCACCAAGAAAUGGUUAUCAAAUUUGUUGUUUUUAAAUCAAAUUUUAGGCUUAUUUUUUAGGCGUAAAAUUAUUUUUUCGGUGUAUUUAAGUGUAUUUUAUGCCUUAAAAUCACUUUUAAAAAAUAUUUUAACAUAACAUUAGUAAUACGAGUUUUUACUUUGAAAUUAACAUUUUUACAUGUUUAAAUGUACAAUAUAUGUUUUAAGGUUUGUCUUAAUCGUCUCCGUUGUCUGAAUAUGUCUUACACACAGCAUUUUUGUGCGCUUUAUGUGUUGCAUAUCGAAUAUAGGAGUAGGGCUUUAUGAAAAUGAUUUUUUAGAGUCGUACUGAAUAGUACUUAACAAUACCUACGAUUUAUACUGAAUAGUACGUAGGAUUUUUGAGUGUUUGAGCCUUAUUGUAACAAAACAAAUGUAAAUUUUUUUCGGUACUGAGGUAGUACAAACAGUACAAUACUCAACAAUACCAUAGUGAUUUUUAGUGUUAUCAUAGUAACCUGUCAAAAAAAGGCAUUCGUAUUUUACCCUCCUGUACUACCCUGCUAUUCUAUGUCCAUUAUCGUUCCAUUUCAGAUGUUUUCACCAACACAAAUCGGCGCCACGUCCGCGUUACAUUCUCUCAUGUUACCACUGGUCCGUUUGUUUAUAAAAACUGCCUGAACUAAAAUUAUAAGCUAAAAAAAUAAAUGUUUAGCGGUUGAUUGCGGGAUGGAGGGUCGUAUCUUCACAUUGCUGUGUAUUUUUUGAUACAAAAAGACUGGCCAUCGCUUGAAAAACCUACUAUAACAUAAAGAGAAUCGUAAAAUUAUUUCUAAAUCAAAUGGCAAAAACUUUCUUUCCAGAACACAUAUAUGGCAGGAACUUUAUUUACAAAACAAAAAAUGGCAAGAACUUCCUUUCCAAAACAAAAAAAAGCCAAUUAUAAUACCUUCCAUCAAGAUACGACCCUUCUUCCCAGCGUGUGUACAUGUAAUUUUAAGUUUACUUUUUUCGACUGUAGAGGAUUGACGUUUUUAGUUUAAUUUGGUUUAAGUUUGGCGCACUAAUUUUUGAGUUCAACACGGUAAAGCAAGUUUAUUUUGCUCACAAUACAUUUGAGUAUUGAAAUAUAAGUAUCAUAACGAAGUAUACAACACGAUUUACCUGUUUCUAUCGCUUUUGAUGUGACCAACUAAUUUUAACACAAAAAAUGAAAAUUUAAAAAAUAUUUUUUGAUGCUAGAAUUUUAGGCUUAAUUUUCAAAGGUAUAGACUCAAAUCAGAGGAAACAUCAUUUUAAGCUUAAAUGAGAAAAAGCAUCUUUUAGGAUUAAAGCUAAAAAUUCCAGGCAAAAUGCAGGCUUACUAGCCAUUUUUCUAAGCAAUUCAUUCUAUCGGUGGUGGUAACACAUUUUUCAUAACUCUUUUUUAAAAAUGAAAUGCUAUAACAAGUCUACUUUAGGCUACAUCAUCAUUCCGACAUAGAAUUAUGUCCAUCCGAAGGAAAAAUCAGGUUAGGGGUGUGAAAAAUUAAACCCAAUGCUAACUUUUUCAAAUUUUUUUCUGAUAAAACAACUUUUUAACAGCGUGCUGUGGAGAACUUAAAACAGUUUUCUAACAAAUUUUUAAUGCUGUGGGAAGUCUAAAACUCUUAGAUUGCACUUUUAUACCAAUAGUUUACCUAACUUUAAUUCCAAAUUGUUAAAUCCGAAAUCUAUAUACCUACUAUAAUAUAACAUCAAAAAAAUUGCUUUAACCGCUAACCAGCUUGAUUAAUACUUCUCAAAAACUAACACACUAUCAUUUCUAUCUUUAUAGCAACAUAUAAACUAAACCUUAAUUUUUUUUAAUACCUUUUCUUAGCACUAAAAACCGCCCUUUCUUAAUCACAGCACUUUUGAUAAGCUAUAAGUCUGCCGUUCUUUUAUUUAAAACCAAUUUGUCGUGUAACACAAUAAUCUUUACAUAGCAAUCUAUUUUAGUAUAACUAACAUAAUUUUUGUUUAGGUUAUACACAGGGCUUCAAACAGGGCAGGGUAUUAAAAAUUCACCGUUCCCUGCCUUAUGCAAGGCAAAUUGCUGCUGUUUUUGUGCUUUACAUUAGGAAGGGCUGUGCUCGGCCCUACCUGAUGCCGGACAUUUUAGCUCCGUGCCCGGCCCUGCCGCCAAGCCCGGUGGUAUACCUAAGCCAACUCAAUAUUAUUAUUACACCUAACACAUUACAUUCCUCUAUAUUCGACCUAAUUUACCUCAACAAACUAACCCGUGUACAAUUUUUUUCAUUUUUUUUCACAUUGAAGUGUUCAUGUUAUUUCGUUUUCUUUUUUUAAGCACGAAAUAUCCCAACAAUCGUUUUUGUCCGAAGCCACGGCGUUAGGCGUCUUCGAAGACUCAACCGUGCCAUUAGAUCGGCGAUUGUCGCGCACGUCGCUUCGAUCGUUUAUGGAGAAUGUGAGACAACACAGUGUUCCAAGGAGCAAAUGUUGCGGAUGUUUUAAGGUUUUUCUUACUUUUUGUUCUUUGUGUGGUAUGCUGUUUUGGUUUUUGUGUUGAUACAGCGCCUUUGGCUUGAGUUUUUAAAUGCCGUGCUAGUGCUGUGCCUUUGUUAUGCCGUGCUAGUGCUAUAUAUAGAUCUUCCUUUAAAUUAGCAUUUUUUUAACAUUUCGCGUUUAAAAAAUAGUCCUACACUCUUUCUAUACCGUCACCUUCUCUAUCACUGCCUUUCAUAAGUUCGCGUCACAUAUUCACAAAAAAAUUCAACACUUGUGCCAAUUUGUCUUGUAAAUCUAUCGUAAAGUGCCUGUCCCUAUUGUUGAAUAUGUUUGGUUUGCAACAAAAACAUUAAAAUUUCAGUCAUUUAUGACAAAAUAUGCUAAACACUAUUUAUUGCAUUGCUAAUCGCUUUUUUUCCUGUCUAGCUGGCCGGCUUCUAUCAGCUACGGCGAAAUACGGUGACGGUGGUUAGUCAAUUCGCCGGCGAGGUCAGCGCUUUCUCUUUAAUGCACACACACACACGCAAAUUUUGUUUUCAUGCUGUUGGCACUGAAUUGAAAAAUUAUUUUUUUUUGAAAAUUUUUAAAUUCAUUUCAAUUUUUUUUUAAUUUAAUGGGCUUACAUUUAAUAAGCUUACGCUUAGCAGGCUUAGGCUUCGUAAACUUAGGAUUGGUACGCUUAAGCUUCGUAAGCUUAAUCUUGGUAGGCUUAGGCUUAGCAAGUUUAGGCUUAGUAGACGAAGUCUUGGUAGGCUUGCCAAUUUUUUAGACAACCUUUCUCAUACCCCAAAAGCAUUUUCCCCAACAGCCAUCGUGUGUAGUUCUCACUGUUAUUACAAUAUUUCAUAUUCAGUAAAUUCAGCACUCGUACCACUCGUCUAGUACCGUAACCCACUAAUCGUACCGUAACAUUCACUAAUUCGCAUUAUUUUCAAUUGUAACGCCAUAACUUUCUUUGCACUUUAUUUUAUUUUUUAAUUUAUGCUAAUUUCUGCUAACAGUGUUUCGAGGCUUUUUGUUUGAGCACUAAAUAUAUUAACCAUGCCAUUGUUCGUUCAUAUUGAUAAUGAUGGUUUUAGAUACGACAAGUACGACAGUUUGAAGAAGCGACCAAUGAAGACUUGAGGGAUUCUGUAAAACAACAGAAUUCGAUUAAACGGAAUAAACAAAUGUUACCUUUUAUGGACUCGGUAACGUUUGGACGGCCACGGUAGGUGUUAUAGGAGACGUAUCAGAUUUGUUGACUUUAUCAGUUCCCAAGAUGAAUGACAUAAAGGUUAAUAUCCCGCAGUACCUAUAACACAAGUAUAAUAUAAAAACCCGCACCUUUUUCAGUCGAAAAUCCACUGACAAGUUCUUCUGGCUUCGCUACUGCGUUGGUAAAGCUGGAACGGAAAUUUCGUCCGAAGAAAGUUCCGAAACCAACGUGCCAACCAACGGUCCUGAUUGGGUUUGUGGCAAAACUAUUGAAGUAAGUCGAUUUUUUAUUCCUUAUUUGUUUCAAUGGGUAUAAAAAUUCUAAUAACCGGUCUAAAAGUAAAUAGAAAACGAAAAAUAACGUACCUUUUUAAUCCUUGAACCCUCUUGUCUUCAUAACACUUAUUUUUAUACUAAGAAUAAAUAAACAAACGUAUUUUACCUAAAACUUUAGGAAAUAGCCUCAACAGACGGAACACCAAUCACACCAACUAACAAUCGAAGUGGCAGUGCCAAAUUCCGGUCGAGAACUCAAACCGAAACCCAUUCCAACAAUCACACUGCUCUUACUCACACUGUUUCACAGUCCAACACUGUUCCAAUCCUUCAUACCUACACCGUGUUGAUUGAAUAUAAAGACGGAGAAAGCAAACGACCAUCAGUCAGACUAUCCAGUUGCGAUUCCGAUGGAUUUAAGUAGGUUUUUAGGGGUUAGCUGAUGGUGAAUAUGCUAUGGCGAUGAAAUUGGAGAUUUUGAAGUUCUUACCUAAAAUCUUAUCUAAAAACCUAAAUUUUAUAACAAAAGCUUACCUUUUAGAUAUUUAAACUCCACUUUGAUAUAAACAUCCAUGUUUUAAUGAAAAACCCAAAAAAUACCUAAAAAUCAAAUUUUCCGUAAAUUGUUACCUAAAAUCCAAAAAUACCAGAGAAACGCGUAAACAAUAAAAUAUUACCUUGCUUUUUGCUGUUAGGUACCUAAAAUAACUAAAACUUCAAAAAACUUGCAUGAACAAAUCAAAUAAAUGCUGUUCCGAUAUUAUCCAUGGCUGUUAGAUACCUAAAAACGCUAAAACAUCAAAAAUGGACAUGGCCCAACCAGAAAAUGACAUUCCCAUCGUUUUCAUUGUCGUUUAAUACCUAAAAUCAGAAUAACAAAUAAAGUAACUUACGUUUUUAUACCUAAAACACUAUAUUUCUUCCAUUUUCAGCACUGAAACACCAAUAAAUUCGACCAGGUCUUCGCGAAAAGCUCCCUCAACAAACCUAGACGAAGGUCGACGACAAAGCCAUGAUAAUAACCAUGGCGCUUCAUUCCAUCACGCUGGAAGCACAAAACUGAAUCAGAAACAAGAUCAACAGAAUGGGCGAGCGUUGUCGGCCAAGGAUCGAGAAGAACAGGUAUGUUUUGUGGUUGGUUGGUUGAUACCCUUGAUUUACUUGAUGAAAUUAGUGAUUAUCUGUAAAGAAGCAUAAUAUACUUGAAGUAAAAGCUUCUAAAGAGUAUAGAAGAGAUUAAAGAAGGUUUUUGGGUCUGAAACAAGGGCAAAAGACAUUAUUUUAGGUCCAAAAGCUGUUGUUUUUGUCGAAAAAGUGUGGAAAAUUUAAAAAAAAAAAAAAACCUUUAAAAAAAACCUUUUUAAAAGUGAAAAUUGAUAAGACAAAUAACAUUCUGAUCUUUUUGCAAGUCAACAACAUGAAUAACUUACUUCUCAUCAACGAAAGAGGCCCUUUUUGAAGCUUUAAAAUAAUUUGGCAGACGGCCGUUUUGCCCGAAUGUUUUUUCGAAAAUUGCAGGCUGCGAGGUCAUUUUAUACGAUGGAACCUUUAUUCAACAAAUAGCGAAAAAAAUUAUAAAAUAAGGAAGUAAAUACGUUAUGGUUAAGUUAAUAAUUAAAAGUUAGUUUUUGUAAUUUUGGUGUUAAAAUUUUUUUUAUUUUCGAAAUUUUAGCGAAAAUCGGAGAAAGAACGGCGAAAGAACGAACGACGUCAAGAAUCCAAGGCUGCCAAAACGUUGAGUGCGAUUUUGUUCGCAUUCAUCGUCACUUGGACGCCGUACAAUGUGAUUGUGUGUUGGGAAGCAUUCUACCCCAAUUCGGUGCCGGAAAUAUUGUUCACCAUCAGUUAUUGUUUGUGUUAUGUUAACUCAACGGUAUGAGCCAUUUUUAAUGAAACUUCGGUCAGAUUUUGAAAUUUUUUGGUUAGCAACUUUAUCAAAGACCAUGGCUUCUGUCUUAACAUUGAUUUGCCGUUUACGCAAAAAAAACAUUUUUGACUUUGGGUCCCACCACGAAACAUGUAUUUUGCUAAACUAGCCAAAUAGUGAUAUAAAAUGGUAGUUGUUGGUUUAAAAAUGUAAAAUAGGCUAUUAUAACUUUUGUUUUAACAUUUACUUUGCCGAUUACGCAAAAAAAAAUUUUAUUUGGUCUUACCACGAAAACAUGAAUUUUGCUGAAAUAGCCAAAUAUUGGUAUAAAAUGGUAUUUAUUAACCGAGAGAUAUAAAAUAGGUUAUACUAGCAUAUGAUGGAUCUAUAUAACAAAAACAUUGUCACUUUUUAGAUAAACCCUAUUUGUUACGCGUGUAACGGUCGAUUCUUGAAAACCUACGUUCGUAUCUUGCGAUGCCAGUUCUGGAAGAGUAAUCGUCGUCAGGAUUCGUUGUAUCGAAAUGCUUACCUCAGACGUCCUAUGUAA
Messenger RNA from Bursaphelenchus okinawaensis, 9207 nucleotides. NCBI's taxonomy places the organism in Eukaryota, Metazoa, Nematoda, Chromadorea, Rhabditida, Aphelenchoididae. The record is from the annotation of a GenBank genome assembly.